CGUUCUGGCCGCCCCGGGCUCCGCGCGGCCCGGACCCAAGACUUCGCGCUGUUACAGGCCGCGAUGACGGACGCCGCUGCGACCGGUCACGCCUCGGGGCUCCUCGGCCGCCCUCGGCGGGAGCGGGUCGGGGUCGGGGCCCGGGCGUGCGGACUCCGUCUCCGUGCGACGAAGUCCCGCCGCGCCCCGCUCCCAUGUGCGUCGUGACCUCGGCGUGGCCGGCGCCGGGCCGGGCUGGGCUGUGCUGCCGCGGGCCGCUCCGAGCCCGGCCCUGCAGCCCCGGGCUCUGCCGCUCCCGGCUCCGCUCUGCGGGCAGGUGCCGCUCCCCCGCGCGCAGCGCAGCAGCCCCCGGCCUGGGCUCGGCCUCCUCGGGGCCUCCAGCGCCUGGGGGGUCCCGUUCCGGCGGGAUCCGGGGCAGGGGCGGCUGAGCGGAGCCUCCUCUGGCUCUUGCACGAGUCUUGGGGCGGGGAGUACGUGGCACUGGGCCCCUCUUCUCGGCCCUUCCCCUCUCUCAAAAAGGUGUGCGCUGCACUGACAGCUGCACUGAUGCUGGGCCUGCCACAGUCGGCUCCUCCCUUGCUGUUUCUCUCUCACAUUAAACAGGGGAGUGGGUUGGGGGACAGUGAGAGGAAAAAUUCUCCCUCAGCCCCAACUCUAAUCUUCCCCUGUGGGAAAUCCUGGGUGAGAAGAGGCUGCAGAGUCCCUGGAUGCAAACAAAUGCAGCCUCUGCCAGGCUAAGGCAGCGAGUUUAAGCGGAUUCCCCACCUCCUGCAGUAAGAACAUUAAGGCCCAGACAUCACAAGUGCAGGCACUGCUGGUUGGAGCGGCUGUCUGGCCUCAGCUUCUGGAUUAAUGGAAGUGGAAGGGAUGAAAUACCCGGGACUCGGCGAGGAAGGAGCCAGGCUGGCCUCUGGAGCUGGGACAUAAGGUUCUGUGGGCAAGACACAUUUGCUAAGCACGUUAGCACUCACUCUGCACUAACUUUGGUUGCCCAGUGGCUUUGCUUAGUCCUAGCACAGCACCUCUACAGCGGUGAAAAAGAUAUGGUCUUUGCUAUGUCAUCAGCUGCUGUAGGUGUAGUGAGAGCAUCCAGUGAAGUGAAGUGAAGGGCUGACUUUCUCCGAAUGUUCAGUUUUGUACUAGGUGACUUUCUUUGGUUGUUUUCUUUGACCCCUUUGGCCUCCAUUUCACUGUUAUUGGUCACACGGCCUUUUAUAUUUGUGUCAGUUCUCCUGUCCAUGAGUCAUGAGUCUCCCAUCCAUAGCUAGAUGCUGCAGGAGUUGGAACUACUACAUCACCCAUGACUGAAAAGCAAAGACCAGAGUUUUUAGAGAGAGGAGAGCUGUGCACACAGAUAGGGUGGGCUGCACCAGGUGGCACCUCUGCACCCGGGACGGUGGGACUGGUCACGUGUGUCAUGGCCUGGGCUGCCCCCUGUGCCUGGGCCAGGCCUGGUUGAGGGACCUGCCAUGGGCUGGUUAGAAUCCUUUGGCGGGCUGGAUCCAGCCCACGAGCCUUAUUUUGUCCACCCCUGGAUUAGACCCUUCUGGUUUCUAGACAAGAGCCUUCUCGGAAGGAGCAGUUUUCCACUAUGGUCGUCAGAUAAAUAGUGACUCAUGUCUGACUGCCUAUCUUUACAGAUGCUGCUGACAAAACUAAAACAGCAAAGCCAUUUGAUCUUUAGUCACUGCCAAUGAAACUGAAACAGUCUAAACUAGGCCGUCCAUGUACUGAAAAGGACAAAGUAUUCAUGGGGAUGAACACUUCCUUAAAGCUAAUCUUAAGCACUCUUUUCCCUAAAUGAACUCAUCGGUACGUUCCUGUACUUUUCCACAGAUAAUUGCUGGUGAGAUGUACACAUUUUGGCAGUAGUUUAAGGGGUUAACAAAUACUCACACUUGCACUUUGAAGUGUUUCUACAUAAUAAAACAUCAACCUCCAUUGGUUCACCUCUCUGUACAGUAGAUUCCAGUUCCAUAUGAGAGGUUUUCAUGAUGGAUCAGAAUCAACUGGGCAUGUAAGGGUUAGGAAGGAAUUUUUAAAUCAUAACCAUUCCCACAGGGUCUUGUGGAUCAGAUCCUGCUUGGAUCAGCAUUUUUGAUCUCUUCACACAUGCACUAAGAGACCACAGGAUCACUUCAUCUGUUGCAGAAGAGGUAGUUUGGCAAUAGUUUUCAGUUCCCAUGUUGCGGACAGUGCUCCUUUGUUACCUCUGGGCAUUCCGUGGGGUUGGAGAAGUGGGAUGUAGAGAAGCACAGAGAACUGCUGCAUAGAGAACACACCAACUGCUGCAGCUUCCUUAGCCUGACGAAGGGUUUUUGAACCCGAAAGCUUGCUCAAUAACUAUUCUCCAACCAUUUGGGUUGGUCUAAUAAAAGAUAUCAAAUUCACCCAAGGAACCUUGUCUGCAUAAAGAUGGACGCACUUAUUUUCCUGUAGCUGCUUUUCUUUAACAUUCAAAACUGAUCAGUCUGUGUUUGUGGAAUUACCCACAGCAGCAAGCUGGGUGUAAGUUGUCCAGGUGAAGAAGCCAAGAGAGGAGUGUCUGUCAGAAUUUGCAUGAAACAGAAUGGAGAAUGAUGAAGUCCCAGGGCAGGUGGCAUGCGCAGAAGAAUGCUCUUUUGUUCAUUAGAAAAAGACAAGUUUCAUUGGAACAGGUUUCCUACUGAGGUGGAGGAAUUUCCAUCCUUGGUGGUUUUUAAGGCCUGGCUUGACAAAGCUUUGGCUGAGAUGAUCUAGUUGGGGAUGGUCCUCCUUUGAGCAGGGGGUUGGACUCUAUGACCUCCUGAGGUCCCUUCUGACCCUAAUUUUCUAUAAUUCUAUGUUGCACAGGCCAGGGAGGCAAUUGCAAAAGGAUCUGUUGUGUGGUGGAGGGACUGAAGUGCCUCCUGGCCUAGUUUUUCUCUGGAGAAAUGACAGAAAUGUGCUGUUUACAGGAGGAGAGGGACUGGGGGAAAGCAAGAAAUAAACGUGCCAAACCUUGUGCCUGAGGACUAUUUCUAACGCUUCCACUGCUUCCCUGUGUCUUGGAUAAGUGCAGCUGAUUUGCUUCUCUCCACUGGCCAGGAGGCAAGUCAGGACAAGCUAGGAAAGCCUGUUGUCCCUAUGCAAAGUAAAAACUGGUCACUUGCCUCUAGCCCUCAGGAGAGAGCAGAGUCUUUUCGCAAGUCUCAUUACUGCCAGAACAAACCCUGUUCAGGGAUUUCAAGCAUAGUGACAGCAGAGCUGGGGCGGCAGAUGCUAAACUGUCCAGUUCACUGAAGUAGUUAUCCGCUGCGUGGUUACUGGGCCAGCAAAGAACUGCACAUCAGUUACUACUGAUUCCUUUUCUGCCCUUUGUGCAAAGGUGAAGCAUUUGGAUUUAUACAGUAGGAUUAUUUCCUUGUGUGCCAGUACACUGGUAGCAUUAACACUGCUCUGUGUUACCAGAAAUGUUCUGAGUAACCCAAUGCAACCAGCUGGGUUCAAAUAGAUACAAACUUUGGUAUUUCUAUCAAGGCAAUCCCAGAGCUGCACAGAUUUGGGGGGAGGGGGUGGCUCCUGGCAGUAGAUUUAAGCUUUUAUGAUUGUGUUGACUGUGGUACAAAAGAAACCUGUCUUACUGUCCUUGUGAUAUGAAAGAAACCUAUCCCUACUCUCCUGGCCACUUAAGAGUAGCCUUGGUACAGUAUGUACUGUCAUAAGACCAUUGUGAAUGCUCAUGUUUGACCUUGAUCCCAAGUUAUCCCAAAACUAUACACAAGUGGUCAAUGCUGACUGAGGGAGCAAUUGGGUGGUAGCUAUAAACAAGCUAUAAAAACCUAUCAAUGGAGGAAGGUGGUGCCCAAAUAGAACUUUCCCAAUUGAUACCGAUGCCCUGUAUAACUUCACUUUCUUCCCUUGGCACUUUGCAGCAUACCUGUCUCAAAAUACCAUGGCACGACGCACACGUAACAGCAGAGCCUGGCACUUUGUCCUGAGUGGGGUACGCCGUGAUACAGACAGCCGGGCAGUAGCUUUGGCCACUGGCACACAUGGCUGGGGCUACGAUUCUGACGGGCAGCACAGUGACUCUGACUCAGAGCCAGAGUUUCCUUCCCUCUCGCCAUCCAUCCCUAGCGCCAUCCCUGUGACAGGAGAGUCCUACUGCAACUGUGAGAACCAAAAUGAGACUCCGUACUGCUCCAGCCUGCACACCAUCCACCGCGUCAAGGACUGCCAGUGUGGCGAAGAGGACGAAUACUUUGACUGGGUGUGGGAUGACCUGAACAAAUCAACAGCAACCCUGCUGACCUGUGACAACCGCAAGGUGAACUUCCACAUGGAGUAUAGCUGUGGUACUGCUGCUAUCCGUGGAAACAAGGAGCUGGGAGAAGGACAGCACUUCUGGGAGAUCAAGAUGACCUCUCCUGUCUAUGGCACUGACAUGAUGGUGGGAAUCGGAACUUCAGAUGUCAACCUGGACAAGUACCGCCACACAUUUUGUAGCCUGCUGGGCAAGGAUGAGGACAGCUGGGGACUCUCAUACACAGGGCUUCUCCACCACAAGGGAGACAAAAUAAACUUCUCAUCACGGUUUGGCCAAGGCUCCAUUAUUGGGGUUCAUCUUGAUACGUGGCAUGGAACACUCACCUUCUUCAAAAACAGGAAAUGUAUAGGAGUUGCAGCUACCAAACUUCAGAACAAGAAGUUCUACCCAAUGGUAUGCUCCACUGCAGCCAAAAGCAGCAUGAAGGUGAUUCGCUCGUGCGCCAGCUGCACGUCCCUUCAGUACCUCUGCUGUUACCGCCUCCGCCAGCUGUUGCCUAACUACAUGGAUACACUGGAGGUGCUUCCAUUGCCACCAGGACUCAAGCAAGUUCUACACAACAAGCUGGGCUGGGUCCUGAGUAUGAACUAUAGCACAUUGAAGCCUUCCUCCUCGUCAUCAGGAAGCGACUCAGAUAGCUCCUGUGGCUCAGAUGCAGAGGCAUGCCAGAGGAAGAGGUGCAGGAGGACAUAACUUAUUUCCAAAUAAACUGCUUUGUGGGACUUUGGGUGGGGUAUUGUUUUACUCUCUCCAUGGCAAUCCAGGCCAAGCAUCUCCCUCUUUAUGGGACAUAAACUUCUACUCAAGUUUGCAAAGACAGAAGCAUCAACCACUUGCAUUGAAAAUAUCUAGCAACUCAGAGAGCAACUCCUUCGAAACAGACAGCCCAGAUAAUCCACAGCAAAAUGUUCUAACUUAAUCUACUUGCCACCAAAGUGACUAACUCUUCUCAGGGGAGUACACUUGUUUGGCAGACAAGUUUUCAAACUGGCUUCCUGAUUUCAAAGUAUACUUCUAGCAAACUAUAAUCAAAUAACCUACUUGAUUCCCAUUAAAAGACAAAAUUUGUUACCACUCCACCUUUCUAGCUGCUGUAUGCUGGUCCAGUAAUUGCAAUAAAUGUACUGCAAUGUUGGGACCUGAUCAAAACAGCAGUGUUUAGAGAAAGAAGCUCCUAAAAAUGCAUCUACAUGCAUUGUCAUUGGUAACUGAGAGCAAGUACUUGUAAAUUGAGCUGUAAGGGUUCUCAUUUGAGCUCUAUGAUGACUUUAAUUGCUUUGCAUGUUGGCUACUGCAGCUUCUAUAUCAGACUGUAUUAAAUUGUAAUAAAAAUAUAAACUAUUCUUAA
Molecule: messenger RNA, 5636 nt
Organism: Alligator mississippiensis (American alligator)
Lineage: Eukaryota; Metazoa; Chordata; Crocodylia; Alligatoridae
Gene: SPSB3
Product: splA/ryanodine receptor domain and SOCS box containing 3
Exons: 6
Coding region: 3914-4981 (355 amino acids)
Biological process (GO): proteasome-mediated ubiquitin-dependent protein catabolic process
Cellular component (GO): SCF ubiquitin ligase complex
Molecular function (GO): protein binding
Source: RefSeq, a predicted model, not a curated record